Messenger RNA from Caenorhabditis elegans, 825 nucleotides. It is a transcript of the gene Y73E7A.1, whose product is annotated as Coiled-coil domain-containing protein. Gene Ontology annotation, biological process: positive regulation of DNA-templated transcription. The record is from RefSeq and is marked reviewed. Lineage: Eukaryota; Metazoa; Nematoda; Chromadorea; Rhabditida; Rhabditidae. The transcript has 5 exons. Bases 20 to 691 code for a protein of 223 amino acids. Gene Ontology annotation, cellular component: midbody.
AGCUUGAAACUGGCAAAAAAUGCCGAAAAAGUUCGCUAGCGAGAAUCCAAAGGUGACGGCGGCUCGAGACCGGAAGGCGACCGCAAAGAAGGACGAAGCCGACAAAAAAGCCAAGGCCACCGAGGACGCGAAAUGGGUUGACAAUGAUAAGCUCAACAAUCGGAAAAUGCAGAGAAAGGAGGACGACGAGAAGAAGCGUGAGGAGGCGUUGCGAAGAAAAGAAGAGAAUAGAAAAUUGGCGGAGGAGGAGAUGAGUAGUCUUGGAAACAAGAAACCAGCCGGAGCAGCUACUCAGAAAGUCACGAGAGCUCAUAUCCAUAUCCGUAAGGAGGACGAAGAGCGCAUCAAUCGGGAGCUCGAGGAGAAGCGGAAGCAAGAAGCUCAGAAAAUCGAAGUGGCUGGGGAUCUUCUUGUGGAGAAUCUCAACAAGUUGGAAGUCGAAGAGGGUGAAGCUCGAAAUGUGGACGAUGCGCUGAAAGUACUUGGAGAGGAGAAGGCGCUGGAUGAUGAUAAGCAUCCCGAGAAACGAAUGAGAGCCGCUUAUUUGGCCUUCGAAGAAGCUCGGCUCCCCGAGCUAAAACUGAAUCAUCCAACGUUCCGCCUGUCGCAAUUGAAGCAAAUUCUCAAGAAAGAAUGGCAAAAAUCGCCGGAAAAUCCGCUCAACGCUCGUCUUCUGGCUCUCAACUCCUAAAUACAUAUGGACCAUAAUUUCCUAUUUGCCCCUCGGUUUCGGUUUCUCGUCAAUUUUUUUUCUUGGAAUUUUAUGGGUUUCUGUGUAGUUUUCCUGUUGUGAAAAUGCAUAAAUAAAUAUAUAUAGAAUGUUUG